UACGUGUUACUACGUAACACGUCACAUGGCUCAACUUCCUAAGAAGUCGGACAUUUUGAGAUCAUCGAGUGGCAGAUAAGCUAAUUUUGAUCUUUAUUUAAACCUUAAAUGUAAUCUGAUGUGUUCAGGUUUAAACUCAGGUUCAGUUAUUGAGUGAAAACACCAACAGACUCAGACAUUUAGAACAAACUAAGAGUCAGAUCAGCAGAAACAGAGAACACGGACAUGUCUGCUGUAACUGCGUCACUCUGCUCCACGCUGAUGUUUGUCCUGUUCGUCUCUGCAGACCAGAAAAACAUCACAGCUGAGUCUGGACAGGACGUCACUCUGACAUGUCGAGCUCCAAACAACAACAUCAUCAGUUUAGAGUGGAACAGAACUGACCUGGGAGAUAAAUAUGUGCUUUUGUACCGGGAUGGUCACUUUGUUCCAGAUGACCAGCAUCCAUCUUUUAAGAACUGGGUGGAUCUGCAGGACAGACAGAUGAAGGAUGGAGACGUGUCUUUGAUUCUGAAGGAUGUGACGAUUAAUGACACUGGAACAUACAAGUGUGGUGUCGUCCAGAAAGAACCAAACCAAGAGAUACCCAGAUUGAAUCCCAUCAACAGCACCUACCUUCAUGUUGUUCCUCCAGGUCAGACAGGAGGACAAGAGAAGGAUGGAGGCAACAAAGAUGGAGGAAAGGAAGACAGAAGGAAGGAGGAUGGAUCUGUUGGACUGAAAGUUGGUCUGACAGUUUCUGCGGUGCUUCUUCUUGUUGUUGCUGUUGUUGGUUUCUUUAAGUGCAGAAAAAAGAAACUGAAUCCUGCUGAUCCACGUGAAGCAGAGCAUCUUCAGCCUGAUUACCAGAAAAACUUCACAGCUGAGUCUGGACAGCGAACGGAAGGACCUGUGACUCAAGCCAGCAGCACCAAACUUCAUGUUGUUGAUCCUCCAGAUUCAGUAACACUAGCUAGUGGUGGAGGUCAGCAGCUAGCAUGA
Oreochromis niloticus (Nile tilapia) is the source of this 981-nucleotide messenger RNA. RefSeq lists its product as uncharacterized. Gene Ontology annotation, cellular component: external side of plasma membrane. The transcript is spliced from 6 exons. The record is from RefSeq and is a predicted model, not a curated record. The coding region runs from base 226 to 981 and encodes 251 amino acids. Gene Ontology annotation, biological process: cellular response to lipopolysaccharide; T cell costimulation; negative regulation of T cell proliferation. Lineage: Eukaryota; Metazoa; Chordata; Actinopteri; Cichliformes; Cichlidae.